Messenger RNA from Dunckerocampus dactyliophorus (ringed pipefish), 1328 nucleotides. RefSeq names its product transmembrane protein with EGF-like and two follistatin-like domains 1a (gene tmeff1a). The transcript has 10 exons. The record is from RefSeq and is a predicted model, not a curated record. Lineage: Eukaryota; Metazoa; Chordata; Actinopteri; Syngnathiformes; Syngnathidae. Gene Ontology annotation, molecular function: protein binding. Bases 212 to 1300 code for a protein of 362 amino acids.
CUUCCAGUCACGUGAGCAGCGUGUCUGCUCCUCCUGGUCUUUGUUGUGGUGGCAGACACCUCCUCCUCAUCCACCUCCUCCACCGGCCGGAGGACGAGCGUCCAUCCCGCAGGAAGACGCGCACGCUGGCUGAGGACAGCAAGGAUGCUUCCACGCAGCGUCCGCUGUGCUUCCUGAAGGUGUCUCCGUCUUCCUCCCCGUACCUUCCUCCAUGAUGGCGUCAGGCACGGUGCUCCGGUGCCUCGUGUCCGCGUGCGUGUUGUCGGUGCUGCUCGACGUGCCCGAGGCGCGUGCAUCCUAUCAACCUCAGGGCGGAGAAUGUAAAAACAAAGACUGUGCUGCAGGCGUGUCAGAGAAGAAGAGCGACCUGAGAGUGUGUGACGAGUCCACGUGCAGGUUUGGAGGCGUCUGCAGAGACGACGGCUCUCAGCUCAAGUGUGUGUGUCAGUUCCAGUGCCACAAGAACUACGUCCCUGUGUGCGGCUCCAACGGAGACACGUACCAGAACGAGUGCUACCGGCGCCAGGCGUCCUGCAAACAGCAGAGGCUCAUCUCCAGAGUGGCGGACGGCCCGUGUUCUGCUGAUCCUGGUUCGGGUUCAGGGGAUCCGGAUGAUGAUGAAGGUUCUGGUUCUGACAUUAGCAAGAAGUUCUCCAAGUGCAGCACGUGUAAAUACGGAGCAGAAUGUGAUGAAGACUCCGAAGACGUCUGGUGCAUCUGUAACAUCGACUGCAGCGGUCACAACGAGAACCCCGUGUGUGCCACAGAUGGCAACUCCUACAACAGUCCGUGUUUGGUGCGCGAAGCUUCCUGCAUGAAGCAGGAGCAGAUCGAUGUGGAACACCUGGGGCGCUGUCGCGCUGACAAAGACAAAGUGGGGAGGAAGGACAAUGGCAGUCCUUUCAAAGUAAAUGUCCUGGAAACCAAGGGUUUGGAGCAUGGAGAUGGCUUCUACGGCGGUGUGGCCACGGCCUGCGGUGAUGCCUACGCUGGAUUUUGUCUUCACGGACGAUGUGAACUUCACUACAACAUCGCCACCUGCAGGUGUGAGUCGGGCUACAAAGGCGCUCGCUGUGACGAGCUUCAGCACUUCAACGUCCUCUAUGUAGUCCCUAGUGGACAGAAGCUGCAUUACGUCCUAAUCGCCUCCGUCAUCGGUGCCGUGCAGAUUGCCAUCAUCGUUGCUGUGGUGAUGUGCAUCACCAGGAAAUGUCCCAAAAACAAGCGUGGGGGACGUCGCCACAAACACAACGUGGGGGGACACUUCUCAUCCUCAGACACAAACUCUCGGAUGGUAUAACCGCCAUCUUUUUUUUUUUUUUUUUUUU